This is a messenger RNA of Pan troglodytes (chimpanzee), 692 nucleotides long. Its product is annotated as tubulin beta chain. Gene Ontology annotation, molecular function: GTPase activity; GTP binding; structural constituent of cytoskeleton. The transcript has 2 exons. The record is from RefSeq and is a predicted model, not a curated record. Gene Ontology annotation, biological process: microtubule-based process. NCBI's taxonomy places the organism in Eukaryota, Metazoa, Chordata, Mammalia, Primates, Hominidae. Gene Ontology annotation, cellular component: microtubule.
UGAUGGCUGCCUGUGACCCCCGCCACGGCCGAUACCUCACCGUGGCUGCUGUCUUCCAUGGUCGGAUAUCCAUGAAGGAGGUCGAUGAGCAGAUGCUUAACGUGCAGAACAAGAACAGCAGCUACUUUGUGGAAUGGAUCCCCAAAAACGUCAAGACAGCUGUCUGUGACAUCCCACCUCGUGGCCUCAAGAUGGCAGUCACCUUCAUUGGCAAUAGCUCAGCCAUCCAGGAGUUCUUCAAGCGCAUCUUGGAGCAGUUCACUGCCAUGUUCUGCAGGAAGGCCUUCCUCCACUGGUACACAGGCGAGGGCAGGGACUAGAUGGAGUUCACCGAGGCUGAGAGCAACGUGAAUGACCUUGUCUCUGAGUAUCAGCAGUACCAGGAUGCCACCGCAGAAGAGGAGGAAGAUUUUGUUGAGGAGGCCGAAGACAAGGCCUAUGACAGAGCCCCCAUCACCUCAGAUUCUUCAGUUCCCUUAGCCAUCUUACUCAACUGCCCCUUUCCUCUCCCUCAGAAUUUGUCAACAGAAAACAGACUAAAACAGAUGGAGAUGAAAAGUAUUGAUACCAGGGAGAUCAAGAAACUGAGAGGCCAGAGGGUUGAGUGGGUGCACCAAAUAGAUGCUGAAACCACCUGGAAUUUCAGCAUGAUUGGAGAGAAGGGAAAGUCUGUGAGUCAGAGAAGUGUAUAA